Messenger RNA from Phytophthora nicotianae INRA-310, 402 nucleotides. RefSeq lists its product as hypothetical. NCBI's taxonomy places the organism in Eukaryota, Oomycota, Peronosporomycetes, Peronosporales, Peronosporaceae. The record is from RefSeq and is a predicted model, not a curated record. The transcript has a single exon. The coding region runs from base 1 to 402 and encodes 133 amino acids.
AUGUCCACCACACAGUCCAAUGUCACUAAAGUGGGGGAAUUAAAGGAUUCUUCCAUUUGUCGCACUGCAACAACAGAUUUGACACAUUAUGACACCAACUAUGUGUCUAGCGACACAAACACUGAUAGUGACAGCAAUUGUGAGAUGUACUGGCGCAUUUACGGCAAGAAUUACGAUCGAUCCAAAUUGACUGUCACGGCAAAUUACGCAUCAACCAAGAAAAAGUGGCAGGUUGCUCGGAUUAAUGAUAGGCGUGGUGAUUCGGUCCUUGAAUACAAGUAUCAAGUGCUGUGGGUUAACCCUCUCGUCAAGAGACGACGGUACUAUCAGCGGACAUGGGAACCUCGUGCCCAGCUGCUCGCUGAUGACUUCUGGAAAGAGAUUGAGCUGGUGGACAGGUGA